AUGGGUAUCGCCGCCUCAGGAGACCCCGAUCUUGCUUACAAAGUUGCAAAGGCCAGUGCAGAAGAAAUCUCUGCAUGCGGAGUGAACUGGAUUAUGGGACCUUGCUUGGACGUCUUGACCAACACCCGAAACCAGCCACUUGGAGUUCGCACAACUGGUGACGAUCCGAUGCAAUGCUCAGAAUACGGAGUGGCGUUCAUGAAAGGCUACCAAGAGGCUGGUAUUUGUACCAUGGGUAAGCACUUUCCAUCAUAUGGCAACCUCGAAUUCUUGGGAUCUUCCUUGGAUGUACCAACAAUUACGGAGUCUCUGGAACAGCUAAGCCUGAGUGCUCUGAUACCUUUUCGUGAUGCCAUCAAACAAGGACUCGAUUCUAUCAUGGUUGGUGGUUGUGCAAUGUCAUCAGCUGGACUAAAUGUCAUGCACGCUUGUCUCUCAGAUCGAGUUGUUGAUGGGUUGUUGAGGAGGGAACUUGGCUUUGACGGUGUUGUCGUUAGUGAAUGUCUUGAGAUGGACUCGCUAUGUCAAAACAUCGGUGUCAAUGGUGGGACUGUCAUGGCCGCGAACGCUGGUUGUGAUAUCCUCUUACUAUGCAGAUCGUUCCAACACCAACUGGAGGCUAUCAGCGGCUUCAAACUUGGCCUGGAAAAUUCCAUGAUCACCACGGAUAGAGUUCGUCGGUCUCUAAACAGAGUACUAGCAAUGAAGUCAAGAUGUACAUCCUGGGAGAAGGCCUUGAACCCACCAGGCAUCAACCUCUUGUCGAGACUCCAGCCAUCGCAUACGAGCCUUUCGACCAAGGCAUACAACUCAAGCAUCACAGUCGUGAGAGACCAGAAUGGCUUCCUACCUUUAACAAACAUCAUUGAGCCGGAAGAGGAGCUGCUCCUCCUGACGCCACUGGUGAAACCCCUCGCUGCAUCUGCAGCUUCACGUGAACUAUCAACACAUACUUCUGUCGACUCGCCUGAGCCUCAAUGGGAGCGAGGCAAUCCGGGUCUGAGUGGUGAGAGAGUGUUUCGAGAGCUCGGCAGAUCUUUAGCUCGUCAACGGACCGGCAGAGUACUCCACACCAGCUACACAGCUAACGGCGUACGACCUCAGCACGAAAGCCUGAUCAAUCGAGCAAGUGCAGUCAUUGUCGUGACAGCGGAUGCCAACAGAAACAUGUACCAAAACGGAUUCACGAAACACGUUUCGAUGAUCUGUAAUAUGCAGUACACGGCUGGCGGUGAAAAGAAGAUUAAGCCUCUGAUCGUUGUGGCGGUCAGUUCGCCUUACGACUUCUCCACGGACACGUCGAUUGGGACAUACGUCUGCACGUAUGAUUUUACUGAGACCGCACUGGUGUCACUGGUCAAGGUGUUGCACGGAGAUAUCACACCGACCGGUUCACUGCCUGGUACAAUCAGCCGCAGCGAAAAGCUUACACAGUCAAAGACACACUGGCUAGUGGAAACAUUCAAUGAGGAACGAGAUGCACUAGCCUUGGAUACUCUGAUCAAAGAAAUUAUCGAAUGGUCGGCACCGAAUCAACGUUCAGAGCUCAGAGGGGCAACUUCAAAUUCGUUCCUCCUUCGUCAACAAAAUGUUCUAGAGACGCAUUUUGUCGUUCGCAACAGCAGUACCUCCGCUCUGUAUGGAUUCUGCUCAACUUACUUCUUCAAAUCCACCGGUACUGGAGCAAUCGGUGCCCUCUUCGUCGAUCCCGGCAGACGCAAACUCUCUAUUGGACAAAGUCUGCACGACCGCGCUAUUCGCACUCUAUUACAAAGAGAAGGUAUCAAGCGCUUCCAACUAGGCUCCAGACUUCCGAGCAUAUACCUUGGUAUCCCUUCUGACCACAGCUCCGAGCGCAAACGUCUACGCUCCUGGUUCGCAAACGUCGGCUGGAACACAGCGCUUUCUCGUCCUGUUUGCAGUAUGGUGAUGCGAAAUCUACAAUCCUGGUCUCCACCAGAAGGAAUGGCACAAUCUCUGCAAAGCGCAGGUGCAGAGUUCGACUUAAUCCGGGGAUGGGAGCACUCACGAGCAAUAUUCGACCACAUAAAAACCAACAACCGCCAAGGGUUGGCCGAAGUCUACAAACUCGCCCUCUCAGACCCGAAUUCCUGUGGUAUCGUCCGCGCCAUACGUCCAGAGGAUGGCAGCAUAGUGGGUACAGUAAUUCUCUACACCGCUUCGUCUUCUCUUGCCGAAUUUAUCCCUGCUCUCAAAGACGAAGGUUCCGAGUUUGACGCGACCGUCAGUGGUGGCGUCAGUUCUCCUGUUAUAUCACCUUCAGCAGGCGAGUACGCCACCAUCUUGCAGAGUUUGAUCUUGUUGGGUGUCAAGCAAGUCAAGAAACAAGGAUGCGCAUCUUGUGUACUGGACUAUAUGGAUGGAGAUGGCAACUUCGAUGGACUUUCGGUUAUGGGAUUCUCUACUAUGCAUACGUUUGAGGAGGUCAGUUGCGAUGCCGCGACUAUUUCUAGGAAGUAA
Aureobasidium vineae is the source of this 2481-nucleotide messenger RNA. The record is from the annotation of a GenBank genome assembly. Lineage: Eukaryota; Fungi; Ascomycota; Dothideomycetes; Dothideales; Saccotheciaceae.